This is a messenger RNA of Dioscorea cayenensis subsp. rotundata (Guinea yam), 1663 nucleotides long. RefSeq lists its product as uncharacterized. Bases 24 to 1172 code for a protein of 382 amino acids. The transcript is spliced from 3 exons. Lineage: Eukaryota; Viridiplantae; Streptophyta; Magnoliopsida; Dioscoreales; Dioscoreaceae. The record is from RefSeq and is a predicted model, not a curated record.
UUUUAGAAGGCCCGGACCCUGGGAUGGGUGAUAAUGGCGGCGAGCGGAGGAGGGAGGGGGGUUUGGGCCGCUGGGUGAAGAGCCAGCUUUCUCGGGCGCCGUCGGUAUCUGCUUCUUCUUGCCGGCGUUCCGAUCUCCGGCUCCUUCUUGGAGUCAUGGGUGCGCCGUUGGCUCCGAUUCAUGUUAGCUCUGCUGAUCCUUUGCCGCAUCUCAGCAUCAAAGACACCCCCAUUGAAACUUCGUCGGCGCAGUACAUUCUACAGCAGUAUACUGCAGCCUCUGGAGGGCUCAGGCUCCAGGGUUCCAUCCGCAAUGCAUAUGCAAUGGGCCGGGUGAGCAUGGUUGCGUCGGAGUUUGAGACAGCAACAGGAAUUGUGAAGAACCGGAGAGCAUCAUCGGAGGCAGAGUCGGGUGGAUUUGUCCUUUGGCAGAUGGCUCCUGACAUGUGGUAUGUGGAGCUCGCAGUUGGCAGCAGCAAGGUGCAUGCUGGUUGUAAUGGUAAGCUUGUCUGGCGCCACACACCCUGGCUUGGAGCCCAUGCAGCCAAGGGCCCUGUCCGUCCUCUCCGGCGUGCUCUCCAGGGCCUUGAUCCAUUGACUACUGCAAGCAUGUUUGCAAAUGCACGAUGCAUUGGUGAGAAAGUAGUAGACGGGGAGGAUUGCUUUAUCCUCAAGCUCUGUACAGAUCCAGAAACACUCAAGGCCCGGAGUGAAGGUCCAGCUGAAAUCAUCCGGCAUGUCCUUUUCGGUUACUUCAGCCAGAAGACUGGGCUUCUCAUCCAUAUUGAGGAUUCUCACUUGACCAGGAUCCAAAGUGCUGGCGGUGAAGCUGUUUACUGGGAGACAACCAUCAACUCCUUCAUUGAAGAUUAUCGGCCAGUCGAGGGCUUGAUGAUUGCCCAUUCCGGUCACUCAGUCAUCACUCUCUUUAGGUUCGGUGAGAUGGCUAUGAGCCACACCAAGACAAGGAUGGAAGAAGAAUGGAGCAUUGAUGAGGUGGCUUUCAAUGUCCCUGGUCUCUCAAUGGAUUGCUUCAUCCCUCCAGCUGAUAUCAAAGGCGGGCCAAUUAGCGAGUCCUGUGAGCUUCCACACAAGGAUGGAACCAAGACUGUUACCAUAAGCACUUAUCGUGCAAAGAUCGCAGCUGUUGAAAAGCCAAACGAUUGCAUUUGAUACUGCAUUGAAUUGUUAAUACGAGUUAGACUAUUUUCAUUUGGAUCUAACUCAUCGUCGACUGUAGGUUAGAGAAACUGAUUCCAGGGAAGCUUGAAGAACAGUAGUGGAGCAAGCCUAUGUAGAUAAAGGAAAGCUCUCCUUCUCACUACUUGUUCACCCCCGGCGAGCCCUCAUGCAUGUAUUUCCUCGAUUGCAGGAUGGUACUCGGCGGGGCUGGUGGUUUUAUCUUCUCAAGAUGCUUGCUCCCAUUCUACUACUAAUUCUAAGGUUGCCGGCCGCAAUGACUAUGCCGCCGCCUUCGAGUAACUGCUGAGAUUUUUCUUUCUAGACAUAGAUUCUUUGUUUUGAGUUUUUUCUUUUUUUCAUGUGUUCUUGUUUGUUGCUGGAGUCAGUAUGCAGUUUGUAUGGUGUGAGUGAGAUAAUAAGUUCUUAACCAAAUGUAAUGUUACACUAUUCUACUGAUUUGAGCCACCCAUGCUUAUGUUUGA